UCUGAUCGUGAAAACCGGAGUUCACUGUUUUAUUAGGUAUUAACGAUAAAUUAUUCGUUAAAAAGCCAGAUAUCUUCGGAAUUUUAGCAGCUAUAAUUACAGUGUAUAUUUACAACCAGUUUUGAAAUAUUUCUGGUGCUUCUACCGAUUAUAAUACUUACUUUUGGACACAAGGCGGUCUUUCCUUAAAUAUGGAGCUGCUUGUCUUUGGAGAACUGCUGGAACGUCUGAAAAGUACAGACAACGCAGUUCGCAAAGAUGCGGAGGGAAUAUACGGCCAACUGGAGCCGAAAGUGAGAGCGGUGAAUUUGCUGCAGAUCAUUAGCGGAGCACGGCCCUCUGAACCGAAAGAACUCGAGAUUGCUCUUUUUGCAUCUGUACUGUUGAGACGACUGAUUACCAGCGAUUUCAAAGCCUUUUACAAUCAGUUCAGCCCGGAAGACCAGAAAACGUUCCGCAACCAAUUAGUUCACCUGCUCACUGCUGACAUCAGUAGGGAGCCGACGGUGAAGCGGAAAAUCUGCGAUGCCAUCUCAGAAGUUACACGAAGCAUUUAUUCCCAAGAAGAGGGUGAUGCUACGUGGAAAGAGCUGGUGGAAUUCACGUUCAACGCGCUAAGCGGACAAGAAAAGCAUCUCAAACAAUGCGCCUUGAUGAUCCUCGGCGACUAUCCGGGUCUGUUUGGUGAGGAAGGCCGGAAGCGCUUAACCCAAAUCAAAGCCACCAUUAUGCGCGCUACGAUGGAGGAAACAUACGAAAUUCAGCAACUGGCUGUGAUUACUCUGAUACAGUUUAUUAUCGAGAAUGCGAACGAUGAGGACGACAAGCGCGUGAUAAAGGUAUUCCAAGAUUGCAUGCAGCAUAUUUACCGAGUGACAACAGAAUCCGUCAAACAAGGAGACCCAGAGAUUCUGAAAAAUCUUAUUGAGCUGGUAGAAGAGUUUCCAAAACUUCUCCGGCCGGAUGUCCCGGCAGUGUUCGAUUUUGCGACAGCGACCGUCACAAAUGCCGAUAUACAAGACGAUAUUCGGCAGCUGGCGAUGGAAUUGCUUGUUACCCUGUGUGAAUCAGCUCCGCAGAUUGUGCGCAAACAUGCUGUGGCUAAAAUUCCCCAGUUCGUUCAUGCCAUGCUGUUGUUGAUGACUGAACUGGAGGAUGACCCGGAAUGGUUAACAGCGGAUGAAAACAAGACUGAGGAAGAAGAUUCUAAUUCUUACGUGGCAGAGAGUUCCAUUGAUCGUGUGGCAUGCGCAUUAGGAGGCAAAGCUAUGCUUCGUCCGCUCUUAAAUGCUUGUCACGAAUUAUUAUUAAAGAACGAAAAACCAGAAGACUGGAAGUUUCGCCAUGCGGCGUUAAUGGCAAUUUCGGCGACCGGAGAGGGUUUAACAAAGUCAAUGGAGAAGCAUUUGGAUGAAAUUGUGAAUGUUCUUCAAAAGAGUAUCGUUGAUCCGAGCCCGCGAGUUCGUUAUGCCGCGUGUAAUUGCUUUGGACAAUUGUCCACUGAUUUUGCGCCAACCUUCCAAAAGAAGUUUAAGCAGGUUGUGAUCGAUAGUCUACUACACGCUGUUACCCGCGAUACCGAACCGCGUGUGCAGUCUCAUGCCAUUGCGGCUAUGAUCAAUUUUACCGAAGAAUGCGACUUGAAAAUUCUGUCAAAGUUUCUCGAUCCGAUUCUCAAUGUUUUGUAUACCACGAUGGAAAGCAAAUUUAAAGAGUUUCAAGUAUCUGGACGGAAGUUGGUGCUGGAAAAUGUAAUUACGGAAAUUGCGUCUUUGGCAGAUAAAAUUGAGGAUAAAUUUGCACCUUACUAUGAAAGGUUCAUGCCGUAUCUGAAAUUCAUCGCUCAAAAUAUUCACCAAAAGGAAUUCCGCUUGCUACGAGGAAAAGCUAUCGAAUGCAUUUCUCUAAUUGGCAUGUGUGUACCACGGGAAAAGUUCUUUCAAGAUGCCAACGAAGUUAUGCAGAUGUUGCUGAAGACUCAGACCGGUGAAGAGGAAGUGGCGGCUGACGACGUUUCGUAUUCCUAUUAUAUCAACGCUUGGGGACGAAUUUGUCGCAUUCUGGGCCGCGAAUUCGCCGUUUAUCUGCCGAUGGUAAUGGGUCCAGUUAUGAAAGCUGCGGAACAGAAAGCGGAGAUCUCGGUAGUGGAUGAAGAUGACGUAGAGGCGCACCAGGAGGAUGGUGAUUGGACAUUUAUGAACAUCACCGGCGAUAAGCAAAAUGUUGGUAUUAAAACGGCUGGAUUGGAUGAAAAAGCCGAUGCUCUGGAUAUUUUGCGAGUUUACGCUCAGGAGCUCAAAGAAGAAUUUGCUGGAUAUGUGGAACCAGUUGUUAAACUGAUGGUAGACUCCUUGAAUUUUUUCGUGCACGAAGGUUGUCGGCAGAAUGCUGCCGCUGCCAUUCCACGAAUGCUGGACGUGGCCAAAGUUGCUCGCAACCCUGACCCACGUUACAUGUUCAACAUGUGGCGAUUUGUCUACCCUAAACUGAUACAGUCUAUCAAUGAUGAGCCUGACCCAGAAACACUGGGAGACAAAUUGGGCUGCUUAGCCGAUUCCGUGGCAGUCGUGGGCCCGGAAGCGCUUACAGAGCAAGAAAUGGAUGACGUUUUCAAGGCAUUAGAAACCAACCUGGAAGAUUAUUUCACCCGAGCUGAAGAACGGCUCAAAGCCAGAACUGACGAAGACUAUGACGAAGAAAUGCAGGAGAAUUUGGACGGUGAUGCUAAGAGUGAUUAUUACCUGAUAUCCCGCAUCAGUGAUGUGGUCCAUCACCUGUUCAAAGUCUACGGAGCAGCAUUAUGUCCUAGAUUUGAAAAAUUCUUGAACGUUUUAAUGAAACUCGCGGCCCCGAGUCGUCCUUUCCAAGAACUCCAGUGGGCCAUUUGCACUUUUGAUUCUCUUCUACAGUUUGCUGGAGAGAAAGCAGCACUUUAUAAAGAUCUGUUUAUACCAAUUUUUAAAACGGGUCUGCGACAUCCGGAAGGACCUGUGCGCCAGGCUGCCGCAUUUGGCUGGGGAUUGAUGGCGCAGUACACGGGUGAUGCACUGGUUAGUCACUGUAUCGAGAUCGUGCCGGUGCUUUUGGAAACCAUUAACCAUCCGGAUGCGCGAAAUGAGGACAACGAAGGCCCCACGGAAAACUGUAUCUCAGCCAUUGUGCGCUUCCUGAAAUACCGACCCAUUAUCCUCGAAAGCCACGGCAGUUUGGAUCACGUGCGCAUGCACUUGUUGCAGUGGCUGCCGGUGUACAUUGAUCCGGAUGAAACACCCGUGAUCUACGACUACUUUGCAGAGUUAAUCGAGCAGAAUAACCCUGUCCUGUUGGGACAGAAUUUCACCAAUCUGCCGAGAAUCGUGCAGAUCAUUGCUGAAGCGUUGGAGAAAGAUGCACUGGAAGAUGACGAGGAAGGCGGGCCAGCAAACGCUGUAUACAAUCGUCUUUUGGAUAUUGUGCGCCAUGUGCAGCAUGAUGCGAACGUUUUCCAAUCAAUUGUGAGCGGUUUGACCCACGAACAGCAGGAAGCUCUUUCCAAAGCGCUGCACCAACCAUUACGAAAAGUUGGACCAGUUUAACUAAGCAUUCGAUUAGAGCUUCGGCAUUGGAAACAUGUGGACUGUCAAUCGCUGUGGAUUUUUGUUAGUUGCCUCUAAUCACUUACGGCUGAUAAUAUGAUUGUUGAAUGAAGACGUACCGCUUGUGUUUAUCAAUAACCCUGCUGGUGUUUUUAACUGCUUCGUUUUUUAAUUUGCUCUUACGCUAUACCAUCUGUGGUAUCGUACGCCAUAUGACUAAUUUAUGAAACUGAAAUGAAAGAUAAAUUCCGAACAUUGAACUUGAAUUUUCUCACGC
Messenger RNA from Paramacrobiotus metropolitanus, 3852 nucleotides. Its product is annotated as importin-5-like. Gene Ontology annotation, cellular component: nucleus; cytoplasm. Gene Ontology annotation, molecular function: nuclear import signal receptor activity. NCBI's taxonomy places the organism in Eukaryota, Metazoa, Tardigrada, Eutardigrada, Parachela, Macrobiotidae. Gene Ontology annotation, biological process: protein import into nucleus. Bases 192 to 3575 code for a protein of 1127 amino acids. The transcript has 17 exons. The record is from RefSeq and is a predicted model, not a curated record.